This is a messenger RNA of Lactuca saligna, 1026 nucleotides long. The record is from the annotation of a GenBank genome assembly. NCBI's taxonomy places the organism in Eukaryota, Viridiplantae, Streptophyta, Magnoliopsida, Asterales, Asteraceae.
AUGUCGCAUUAUUGUUUUUUGUUGUCUAAAAAAACAGGUACAAAUCGAACUGAUUCUGAAGAGGAAUCAUUCAAUAGUAAUGUUGUUGACUCGCCCGGUGGGAAAACCAAGUUGUGGAAACCUAUUGUUCCUAAAGAAUUUAUGCCAGAUGUAGAUGCUACUUAUCAAUCAUUAGAGGAGGCGGUUGAAACGUAUAAAUUAUAUGCAGAUAAAGCAGGUUUUGGUGUCAGGUUAAAUACAGUAACAAGGUUUGGUGACAAAACCAUUAAAAAAAGAAGGAAGAUGGGAAACAUUAUAGGUGACAAGGAUGCACAGCUAGUUGUUGACAAAAUGAACAUGAGGAAAGAUGAGUUACAUAACUACACAUUUGAGUAUAAAUGUGUUGAUAGUGUGUUAAACGCAAUGUUUUGGGCGGAUGAAACCGAUACGUUAUAUUACAAGGAGUUUGGAGAUGUGAUCUCAUUUGAUGCUACAUUCCGAACAAAUAAGUUUGCUCUUAUAGUUUCAGCCGAUUUUUUGAAAAACACUGAUUUUCGAAAGCGUUUUACUAAGCUUGUUUGGAAUGUCUACAUCGAGCCUGAAGUCUUUGAAUCAAGGUGGAAACUACUUAUGAGAAAAUUCAAACUACAGGACAAAAGAUGGAUCAAAGACAUGUACAGGGAUCGAAAGCUUUGGAUUCCAGCCUAUUUUAAAGACAUGCCACUACACGGUCUGAUGAAAACUACUUCAAGGUCUGAAAGCGUCAACUCAUUUUUUAGUAAAUACUCUAACUCUGGUAAUUUGCUUAUCUAUUUCAUGAUGAACUACGACACCGCAAUUGGAAAGCAACGAAAUGCUCAACAGAAACUAGAACAUGAUACAAAAAAUGCAAAGCAUGAAAUGACGCUUCCAAGUGGAUUACUAAAACAUGCAGCUGCGGUUUACACUAAAAAAAAUUCUAUGAGGUCAAAAAUGAAAUAUUUAAAGCAGCCUGGUACUGUUCUAUCGACAGUGUUGAAAAGAUUGAUGGGUGACAAGUUGUUAUGA